Messenger RNA from Exaiptasia diaphana, 785 nucleotides. RefSeq names its product lupus La protein. NCBI's taxonomy places the organism in Eukaryota, Metazoa, Cnidaria, Anthozoa, Actiniaria, Aiptasiidae. Gene Ontology annotation, biological process: RNA processing; positive regulation of translation. Gene Ontology annotation, molecular function: RNA binding. Gene Ontology annotation, cellular component: nucleus; cytosol; ribonucleoprotein complex. The record is from RefSeq and is a predicted model, not a curated record. Bases 55 to 750 code for a protein of 231 amino acids. The transcript has 9 exons.
UUUUUUGGAGAAACUUCCACACACACGUGCUGUUUUCAAGGUUGGAGUGCAAAGAUGGCUGCUGUCGAGGAUACAACGAUUAACAAGAAUGAGAGCAAAAUAGAAAGUUUAGACGCUGUUGAGAAACGUAUUGUCAAACAAAUAGAGUAUUACUUUGGAGAUAAGAACUUUCCAAGAGACAAGUUCCUCAGACAAAAGGCUGAAGAGGACGAUGGRUGGGUUACAUURGAUUGUUUACAAACAUUUAGCAGAUUAAAGGCAAUGUCAGUGGAAAACCAAACUCUUGCCGAUGCCAUCAAGAGGGCAAACAGUAAAUUACUUGAGGUCAGUGAUGAUGAUAAGAAAGUUCGYCGACUYAAGUCUGUUCCUCUUCCUGAAAACACAGUUGAAGCAAGACAGACUGCAAAGGCCAAAACAGUUUACUGUAAAGGAUUUCCCAAAGAAACUACCCUGGAUCAACUAGAAGAAUUCUUUGGCACUUAUGGAAAUGUCGUUUACAUUAUGAUGAGAAGAGUAUAUCAAACGAAGGAAUUCAAGGGUUCUGUAUUCGUCGAAUUUACCACAUUAGARGAAGCUAAGAAAUUCUUAGCAGAAGAAAAGUCUACAUAUAAAGAUGAGGAGCUUAUCAAAAUGUUGAGAGAGGAAUAUUACAAAAAGAAAGAGGAAGAAAAGUCACAGCUUAAAGAUGACGAAAGAAAAAGAAAAGCUCAGUAUGUUUAUUUUAUAUAUAUUAAUACACUUUGUCAAUAAAAUGCAUUACACAUUGGCUAGUUUAAACUUUAUCA